Molecule: messenger RNA, 1170 nt
Organism: Suillus subalutaceus
Lineage: Eukaryota; Fungi; Basidiomycota; Agaricomycetes; Boletales; Suillaceae
Product: aquaporin-like protein
Exons: 6
Coding region: 155-1081 (308 amino acids)
Biological process (GO): transmembrane transport
Cellular component (GO): plasma membrane
Molecular function (GO): water channel activity
Source: RefSeq, a predicted model, not a curated record
UUAGGGGCGCGGCCAAAAUGUUUAUUAUUACCAGCAGAACAAACACAAAGAGCCGCCGGUCUUCAGAAGGAGACCAAGGACGAAUUGAAUAAGGCACGGAGCAAUCGGGCGGGGUAUAAGUGAAGCGAAUUGCUCCUCUUCGUCGCAACAAACCAUGUCUUCAGUAGCCAGGGCACCGUCUCGUUACUCUACCCCCGGGAUGUUCAGCACAUUCAAGUUGGACUGCAAGGCUGCCGCACUCGAGUUCGUCGGGACAGCGUUCUUUCUACUCCUAGGGCUCGGCGGUAUCCAGGCAGCCAAUGGCGAGGCUGAGUCCAGUGGCACCACCAUCGGACAUGUGAUGUACAUCGCCACAUCCAUGGGUUUCAGCCUUCUGGUCUCCGCUUGGUUGUUCUACAGGGUCACUGGUGGCCUCUUCAACCCCAAUAUCACACUCGCACUGUUUCUCGUGGGAGUGAUGAAUCCCGUAAGGUUCGUGUUGUUCUGCAUCGCACAGCUGGUCGGAAGCAUCGCCGCAUCGGCCUUGUUGCUUGCACUGACCCCUGGACCGCUGGCUGUCAACACGUUCCUCCAAAAGGGAAUCAAUUCAGCUCAAGGCGUUUUCAUCGAAAUGUUCCUCACAGCGGCGCUGGUGUUAGCCGUACUGAUGCUUGCCGCUGAAAAAUCCCAGGUUACUCCAUUUGCACCGGUAGGCAUUGGGCUGACACUGUUCGUUGGACAACUAUGGGCCGUCUUUUAUACGGGUGCGGCUAUGAAUACGGCACGUGCAUUCGGGCCUGCUGUCGUCACUGGGUUUCCUUACCCUAGCCAAUGGGUGUACUGGGUCGGACCUUUCCUCGGUUCUCUGCUGGCGUCUGCUUUCUACGCCAUGUUGAAAUGGCAAGUAAGAUCUCCGUGCUUGCUCAAAUCUACUAACUCCCAUCGCAGGAUGCACUAUCAGGAUUUGAAUCCUGCACAGGCGUCCACGCAUGAGAAGGACUCGCCAGAUCCGCUUGCUGUGGCACCGAGUAGUACGAAGGAGCCUUUGUCUGACGGAAAUGGUGCAGGAAGGAGCGAGGGAAGCGGGCCAAGUGAAGUAUAGAGUCAAUUUCCAAGGAUCUUUGCUCAAACUAGAGUAUGUAAGCCAAUCGGCAGCACAGUUGUAAUUCACACACGCAGGCGUAAACGGUG